Aureobasidium subglaciale EXF-2481 is the source of this 1651-nucleotide messenger RNA. RefSeq lists its product as uncharacterized. Lineage: Eukaryota; Fungi; Ascomycota; Dothideomycetes; Dothideales; Saccotheciaceae. Gene Ontology annotation, molecular function: FAD binding. The record is from RefSeq and is a predicted model, not a curated record. The coding region runs from base 107 to 1558 and encodes 483 amino acids. The transcript is spliced from 3 exons.
ACACGACCGAGCAUUAUCAAAAACCGCAAUCCUACAUCAUAGACGUUCGAUCCUUCAAUGCCUCAUAUAAAGCGAGUCUCCUAUAGUGAAGCUGUUGUAUCUCAUCAUGAACAUUGUGCGCCCGAGAUCUAUACUACAGACGCAACUUUACUGUCAGAAUAGCACAAGAGCUGUUACAUUGUUUACAACGACAAGAUCAUCAUUACUAUCAGCAUAUAACAAGCCAUCCAUCUCGAACUCUACGAUUUCCAAGACAAGAUCAUUCUCGUCACAGGCCAUUACAACACAAAACACGAUCAUGCAUCACGUUCUGAUUGUCGGCGGUGGCCCAGCUGGUUCCAGCACAGCUUUCUGGCUCGCAAAAGCAGGUUUCAAAGUCACAGUCGCCGAACGCUCAACAGUUGAGCCAUACGGGCAAGGCAUCGAUAUCACAGGAGAAGCAGUCGAUGUUGUCAAGAAGAUGGGUUUAUGGGAUGAAAUCAAAGCCAACACGACCGGCGAGAGUGGAUUUGCUAUGCUUGAUGAUGCGGGCAAAGAGAUUGGAAAUACAGGUACGAAUGCUGUGGAUAACAGCAAACCUGCUUUUUCACCGACGAACGAGAUUGAGAUCAUGCGUGGUACUUUGACCAACAUCAUCGCGGAUGCUGCAAAGAAACAUGGUGCUGAGUACAGAUACGGAUGCACCGUGACAGAUAUACAGCAAGAUGAGAACUCUGUGACAGCCACCCUCUCUGACAACGGAAAGCCAGAAACCUUUACCGCCAUAAUCGGUGCAGAUGGAGUAGCAUCUCGAGUCCGAAAGCUUACAUUCGACGAGUCCUUGACCAAAGAUUGCUUCAAGCAGACUGAUACUUACGUAGCCUAUUUCUCCAUGGAUGUAGAUCCCAAAGACCACACAAGCUAUUCAAUUCUACAGCAUGCAAACAAAGGUCGCGUUCUCUGGAUACGACCAAUCGAUACAAAUGGGACUCGCACCUCAGGCUACGUCAUGGUAACCACAACUGAUGGAGCAGAACUCAACCAAGCAGCUCGCCACGGUACCAUCGAACAACAGAAAGCCCUGCUCGAAAGACUCUUCGAAGGUGUGGGUGGCAUCAGAGACAGAAUAAUUGGCGGCAUGAACGCCUCCACAGACUUCUACUUCACCAGAGUAGUGCAAGUAAAGCUCGACACCUGGCACAACAACCGUUGCGGCUUAGUAGGAGACGCCGCAUACUGUCCCUCUCCCCUCACAGGUCAAGGCACCACAAUGGCCGUACUAGGAAGUUACAUGAUCGCUGGAGAACUCAUCGCCAACCCCAACGAUCCAGCAGCAGCGUUUACGAACUACAAGAAGAAAUUCGGAGUCUUUGCAGAAGAAGAAGGUGCUAUUCCUCUAGGAGGCAAAGCACCCAAACUGUUCUGUCCGCAGUCUGAUACGGGUAUAUGGAUCAUCCGUUCCAUCUUUGGCGUUGUGGCUAGACCUGGUGUGCAAAAGUUUUUUGCAUCGCUGCCUUCGUUGCCUAGCUUUGGUUUGGGAAGCAAGAAGUUUGAGCUGCCUGAUUAUGAGUCCUGUUAACGUUAAGAGGCGCCAGGCGGUAUUUGAGCUUACUCAUAUACAAUAGAACAAUUUCGACAGUGUAAUACACGUUUCUUGUGUGCUGUAAAAAGG